UCAAGGUAGACGAACAAUGGGAGACGAUACCGCGGCGGCACGCCGAGUAAUGGUGGUGGCUGACGGCAGCCGCGAGGCCGCCGGAGCGCUACAAUACGCCCUCUCGCACGCGGUCGUGGACAACGACACCUUGAUCCUCCUCCACGUCGAGCACGCGGCCCCACCCCCCAAGACCGGCUUCGGCGGCUUGUUAAAGAAUCCAAUAUCCCCGGCUGCCCCCCGUCUCGGGGUGCCCACCUCUUCCGGUGAGGGAAGUGUCGGUGGUCGUAGUGGACGUGGAGGAGGAGGAGAGGUGGAUUUUCUCGAUGGGAUGAAGCGCGCGUGCGCGGCUGCUAAGCCGAUGGUGAAGGUGGCGGUGGAGAAGGCGGAGGUGGCGGAAGGAAAGGAGAAGGGCGCGGUCAUUGUUGCCCACAGCGCCGCUAGCAAUGUUGAGCUUCUUAUUAUAGGCCAAAAGAGGAGUUCUUUUUCCAAAUCGAUUUUAGGGGCUAGAAGAGGCUUGUCGCUGAAAGGAUUGGCCGACACGGCGGAGUACGCGGUUGAGAAUAGUAAAUGCACAUGUGUUGCAGUGCAGAGAAAAGCUAACGGAGGAGGAUAUCUUCUUAAUAGUAAAACACAUAAAAAUUUCUGGCUCUUGGCAUAAAAUAACAACUCUUGAUUAUAUAUGAUUUUUUAGAUUUACUAUGAGGCAUUAAUUGUUGUGGAGUAUUAUAUAUAC
Messenger RNA from Salvia splendens (bonfire salvia), 715 nucleotides. RefSeq lists its product as uncharacterized. NCBI's taxonomy places the organism in Eukaryota, Viridiplantae, Streptophyta, Magnoliopsida, Lamiales, Lamiaceae. The coding region runs from base 17 to 640 and encodes 207 amino acids. The transcript has 2 exons. The record is from RefSeq and is a predicted model, not a curated record.